Mercenaria mercenaria is the source of this 1407-nucleotide messenger RNA. RefSeq lists its product as uncharacterized. The coding region runs from base 1 to 1407 and encodes 468 amino acids. The record is from RefSeq and is a predicted model, not a curated record. The transcript has a single exon. Lineage: Eukaryota; Metazoa; Mollusca; Bivalvia; Venerida; Veneridae.
AUGCAUCAGUGUGACAUUUGUGGUAGAAACUACAGCUAUAAAAAGAAUCUUCUUAGACACAUCCGUGAAAAACAUAUAGAAUUAGAACAUUGGAACUGUCCAGUUGAGACCUGCAAUUCGAAGUUCAUUCGGCGAAGUUAUUUAUGGAGACAUUUAUCUCUCAAACAUGAAUUUUCGAAAACGGACGCACGGACAGCGGCUAUUUCUGCACCUAGAGGAAACAAACCUACACAAACGUCGAACUAUGAGGACAUUAGCGAUGACGACUCAAUUCUUGAUUUAUUAGCAUCAGAAGAAACAGAACAGUUGGACUUUGAUUCUGUAAUACGUGAAUUUGAUACCGAUGUUUUCGGAUUUGAUGAGAACAAUAAUCAGUUUCACGGAAUAAAUAACUAUAAAUUAGCUGUUGGUGUAAACGUUGACGUAAAUAAAUCAAGUGACGUUAAUAGUGAAAGAGAGGAAAGUGAUCGUCAUGACGUCAAUAAAAAAUCAGAUAACGACGAUAACGUUAACGUAAAUAAACCAAGUGACGUUAACAGUGAAAAAGAUGAAAGUGAUCGUCAUGACGUCAACGAAAAAUCAGAUAACGACGAUAACGUCGACGUAAAUAAAGAAAGUGACGUUGAUAACGAAAAAAGUAAAAGUGAUCGUGAUUACGUCAACAAAGAAGCCGAAUACGAUUAUAGCGUUGACGCCAAAAAAGCAAGUGACGUUAAUAAUGAAACAGAGGAAAGUGAUAGGGAUUACGUCCACCAGGGAUCAGAUAUCGGUGAAAACGUCGACGUCAUCAACGAAGAUGACGUUAACAGAAAUAAAAGUGAAAACGAUUGUGCUAGCGUCAACGAUGAAAACAACAAAGUGAAUGACGUUAACCGUAAUAAUGAAAGUGAAAAUUGUUUUAAUUUCGGAUAUAGUGACAUCAGUGAAUGUGAUGAUAUCAUCGAAAGUUACAGUGACCAAAGCAAUGAAGAAACAUAUAAUGAACGCGAUAAUGCUAGCGGUAAUAACGAUGGAUGUAAUGACACCAAUAACUCUGACAACGAUAGUGUCGACAUGAUCAACAAUAACGUCAACGACAAUAGUUUCGAUGAAAAUAGUUAUAAUGACGGUACCGACGGUAAUUACGUGAAUGAUGUUAACCUCGACGACGAUAGUGAGUAUAACAGUGGUGAAAACAAUGAACGAAAUAAUGAAUACAAGCGUAACUGUUCUUCUGAUGAGGAUUAUAUCUUAAUUUCGAGCGAAGACGAGGACGGGUCUAAUGAAACUGCGGUAGAAAAGGCAUCAUCUUUAUAUAAAACCAGGGUUUGGACAUGCACUGUGACGAAACGCUUGUGUAUACGUGACGGUCAAGAAUAUGUACUGAGUGCAACAAAGGAAUUUGAUUACUUUGAAUUUGAAAAAUAA